Molecule: messenger RNA, 2452 nt
Organism: Oncorhynchus kisutch (coho salmon)
Lineage: Eukaryota; Metazoa; Chordata; Actinopteri; Salmoniformes; Salmonidae
Gene: lmo2
Product: LIM domain only 2 (rhombotin-like 1)
Exons: 3
Coding region: 708-1184 (158 amino acids)
Biological process (GO): positive regulation of transcription by RNA polymerase II
Cellular component (GO): nucleus
Molecular function (GO): transcription coactivator activity; DNA-binding transcription factor binding
Source: RefSeq, a predicted model, not a curated record
UUACUUCUUCAAUCAUGCAUGAAGGAGUUGAGCUCUCGAGCUCUGCUCUGGGCUGGCUAUCUGUCGCUUUAAGAGCGAUUUCCCCCCAUUGUCAAGUAGUCGUGAGCAGGAAGGGUGAAACGAAACCAGAGACCGAGCUAGGGGGCCGGAGCUGGUAUUUAAAAGCACGACGCAGCCGCUCAAUAACGGAACCGCGGUAACGUUCAUUCUCAGGACAGAGCGCGUCUGGAGAAGAAGGGAAUAUAAAUAAGAACUGAAGAGGAAGGGGAGACUCAGUCAAGCAACCUUUGCUGAUUUUAAUUAUUCUAGGGUUUGAAGACAUAUACACAGUCGCAAUUGAUUAAAAAAAUGCACUUCUGAAAGACGAAGGCUACACCGAAUUUCACCGCGGUUUCUCAAUUGCCUGAGGAAAUAUACAGAAUAGCCUCCAUCAUUGAAAAUGCGUCACAUGUCAGGAUGAUCUUCGUUGGACAUAGACUGCUGAUGGGAAUUAUGUCAUAUAAAAUGAAGGCAAAUUCCGCGCGCAACUGACGUCUAGGGCGACAUUAUAUCAGAGCAGGUGCAGUGUGUGUCCCUUCGACAUUUACCGUUAUACGCGUGUUCUGAAGAUUUAACUGUGAACGUGGUGUGGGCCUGCCAGACUGAUCACAGAGAAGAGAAGCGGGAACAUCUUGUUGUCAACCAGAGAAAUAAAACAUACUGGGAAAAUGUCAUCUGCAAUUGAAAGGAAGACGAUGGAGGCUAACGAGGAGCCGGUGGACGAGGUGUUACAGAUGGCCCCGUCCCUCCUGAACUGUGGGGGUUGCCAGCAGAGCAUCGGGGACAGGUUCUUCCUGAAAGCCAUAGAGAAGUACUGGCAUGAGGACUGUCUGAGCUGUGACCUGUGUGGCUGCAGACUGGGAGAGGUGGGACGAAGACUCUACUACAAACUGGGACGUAAGCUCUGUCGCAGAGACUAUCUCAGGCUGUUUGGACAGGACGGGCUGUGUGCUAGCUGUGAGAAGAGAAUCAGAGCGUUUGAGAUGACCAUGCGUGUGAGGGACAAGGUCUACCACCUGGAGUGUUUUAAAUGCGCGGCCUGCCAGAAACACUUCUGUGUCGGGGACCGUUACUUGCUCAUCAACUCAGACAUUGUGUGUGAGCAGGACAUCUUUGAGUGGACCAAACUCAACAACAUGGUUUAGCAGAUUCAUGAACACUCUAGAACAUUCUACAACACUUUAGAACACGUCAAAAACAUGGUGUAGAACACUCUAGAACAUUCUACAACACUCCAGAGCACCUCAAAAACAUGGUGUAGAAAACUCUAGAACAUUGUAGAACACAACGAUGAGAUGGUUUUGAUUGUGAUCGUGAUCUCUCCAUUUGGGAUCAACAGCAUGAUAAAAUAUCUCCAGAUGUACAGCAAGAUAAUAGAGCUCAAACUUUCGGACAAAGGUCCAGGCUCUCUUGUACCUCUCAAGUCUGUUAGAUGUUUGAAGAGAGUUGUUUCACCAUUGAUCUGUACUGGAGGCUAAAUGAAGGCUCGAUCCACCAGCGAAUGGAGAACUGUUUCAUUAUCUUGGGUUCCACCCUUUCAAUGCAAAAAAAAAAGGAAAAUGUAAUAAUGCAAUAAUCGAUGAGCUCAUUGCAGAAAUCUAAAUAUUUCUUGUAUCAUACAGUGUAAUGCUCAUUGAUUUGCUCAUUGAGCUAAAUGAUGAGCGAUGUCACUGGAAUUGGUUGUAGUCCAACACUGUUAUUUCACCUCUAGAGAAAUAUGUAUUAUGACAUUUGUUAUGAAUAUAUAUAAAGUGUUAUGUCCAAAAAGGUCUGGUCCAUUCCGAAGUAAUACAUUCAUAAAGUAAAGGUGUGGUCCAUUCCGAAGUAAUACAUUCAUAAAGUAAAGGUGUGGUCCAUUCCGAAGUAAUACAUUCAUAAAGUAAAGGUCUGGUCCAUUCCGAAGUAAUACAUUCAUAAAGUAAAGGUGUGGUCCAUUCCGAAGUAAUACAUUCAUAAAGUAAAGGUCUGGUCCAUUCCGAAGUAAUACAUUCAUAAAGUAAAGGUCUGGUCCAUUCCGAAGUAAUACAUUCAUAAAGUAAAGGUGUGGUCCAUUCCGAAGUAAUACAUUCAUAAAGUAAAGGUGUGGUCCAUUCCGAAGUAAUACAUUCAUAAAGUAAAGGUGUGGUCCAUUCCGAAGUAAUACAUUCAUAAAGUAAAGGUGUGGUCCAUUCCGAAGUAAUACAUUCAUAAAGUAAAGGUCUGGUCCAUUCCGAAGUAAUACAUUCAUAAAGUAAAAGUCUGUUUGGGGAGUCCGCAUGCGCCCCCUAGUGGCCAAGUUCAAAAGACAAGUUUCCAAUGUUUAUGUGUUUUGUAACUUUUCUUUUGUUUCAAUAUGGCUCAAAAACUUUGGGAUAGUUGUUAUAUAUAUAUCUGUUUAAUUAAACCCUCAUUAAAAUAUGUUACAUUUAGUAGA